AUCAGCUGCGCUUGCAAAGUCUAAACAAAGUUUUGGUUCAAUUUUAUUUUUUACUACAAUUUACGUUCAAUACCUUUCGGUUCAACAUAAAAACUGCAAAAGUUAGUCAGCCGAACAGUUCAAUUUUCUAUCAGCUUCUCACAUGUUGAUCAUCUGAUCUGCAUGAAUUGUUUUAAUUAUUUGGUCGAUUGCGUUAUUGGAGUUCAAAGAUAACUUGUUGUCCUGUCAACUUGAUUUGUUCAGCAAAAUGCCUUAUUCGAUUGUUACUCUAACCCAACACGCGGCUAAUAAGCUCACAAAACCAGUGGAGUUAUCAUACCGCGAACUCAAAGACGAGUUCCAAGGCACAGGGCAGCUGUUCGAAGACCCAGCAUUUGACGCUUCCUAUUACUCGUGCUUCGGCUCCAGUCCAAACGAAGACUACAAUCUAGAGUGGUUGAGACCGCCUGAAUUGCUAGAGAGAUACCACAGCAGACAUGGCAGUGAUGCCAGAAUGUUCGUGGACGGGGCCAGUAAGUUCGAUCUGGUCCAGGGGGAGUUGGGAGACUGUUGGCUGGUGGCGGCUGUCGCGUGUCUCACCACAAGAGCAGGCAUGCUAGACCAAGUGAUCCCGUUCUUUGCCGAGUUCUGCUCCGAAGACUACUUCGGCUGUUUCGCCUUCUCUCUCUGUGUAGACGGACAGUGGAAAGAAGUGGUAGUGGAUGACAGACUGCCCUCUAGAAAUGGACACCUGCUGUACACUUCUUCCAGCGAGAAGACAGAGUUCUGGAGCGCAAUUCUGGAAAAAGCGGUGGCUAAGAUAUUUGGAAGCUACAACAGCCUCACAGCUGGAUCAAUUGAGGAAGGACUCUCUAUGCUCUCCGGAGGCAUCACCGAGAAACUGGGCCUAGAUCCAAAUAGCAGUCCAGAGGAGAUAGACUUCAAGGCCAAGAAGAUGCGCAAUUGUCUGGCCAGAGGGUCUCUAUUAGGAUGCUCUAUUCCCACCAGUGAAGACGAGGGCUUUGAGGUAGCCUGUGACAAUGGACUUUUGAAAGGCCAUGCAUACAGUGUCACUGGGCUACACGAGGUGGUAAUCGAGAGAAGCGAAGAUGAUAGCGAAAAUGGAGUGACCAAGAGAUUGAUUCGGAUCCGGAACCCGUGGGGUGAGAAGGAGUGGACUGGGAGGUGGAGUGAUGACAGCACCGAGUGGGACAAACUCAACCCACGAGUGAGGGAUAAACUACAUGUAACCAACGAUGACGGUGAGUUCUACAUGGAGUUUGCUGACUUCGGCCGCACCUUCACGUACGUGUCGAUGUGUCACUUCCAGUUCCAGGAGGGGGACGAUGCCAAUGUGAAUGAGAGCAACUGGAACAUACAGAGGCUGGAUGGACACUGGAAUUUGGCGACGGCAGGGGGCAUCAAAGGGAAGAGCUUCGAGCAUAAUCAACAGUAUCUUAUCAAAGUCCCAGAAAUGGUGGACGAUGACGAGUGCUCCGUGGUGUUUUCUUUAUUACAGAUGAACACUAGACAGGAGGAAGACAGAAAACACUGCAUAGGUCUAGUCCUAUUCGAGGUAACUGGAAUCAACCAUCCUAGAAACACCCCUUUGGGAAAAGAAUUCUUCAACGAUGCCGAGACCUUCCAGCGACCUGAGUUCAACAAGCGACGUGAAAUUUUAAUGCGAGUGCAGCUCAAACCGGGACUGUACUGCCUCAUUCCCUCGACUCUAGAGCCCAAACAGUACGGGUCUUUUGUACUUAGAGCGUUCACAGAGCAUCCGAUUGAGAUAGAGACUCUGGAUUACAGACCAAGGAAGACGCUUAGGAUUGACAAGAUUAAUAUAAGUGACUUUGCGACUGAGCAGGAGAUCACGAUUAUGAACGAGUGUCUGGGCAGAUUCAGUCACGUGGCCAACGAGUCCAACAAACUUUAUGCUCAGAACAUGGCUGAUGUCUUGGAAGUGCUGGUGUCCGAGAAGUUCCUAAGACAUGAAGAGUGUAUUACUCUGGAGAGCUGCAGGAGUUACAUAUCACUGGUGUCAGAUAAUAACGGACCCCCUGAGUUGACCACGGAGGACUCUGCCUCAUUCCUCAAACUCAUUCUCUUCAUCAGGAAAGCGUUCUUGGCGUGGGUCAAAGCACGCAGUGACAACCCAGGAAAACCACCCUACUCUUUGGAUGCCCUCUAUCUUCAACAAUUCUUGGCCGGGGUAGAGAUUUUCUUGCCAAAAACACUGGUUGGCAAAAUGGCCAGUCGAUUCAUGAACCCUCAUUUCCAUGCUUCAUCUGGGUCAAAAUCGAAGAAGGGUGAAAUAGAUUUCAACGGGCUGCUAAAUAUUGUAUUAAGACUCAUUAGCGCCUUAAACGCAACGAAAGAAGUGAAAGGGAAGUCACCGAGUGAUACUAGGGAAAAACUGUCUCAAGUUAUCGGAUACAUGCUUUCUGUAUGAAACUGCGAAUCAUGAAUAUUAUAAUCAAGAAGCGCGAAACAAUUUUGAUAACUUCACAGAAUGAUUUCAAUUGAAAAUGUAAAUUAUACACUUUAUUCGUACUUGCAUUAAAUGCAGUUUUUAGUAUUCUAAGCUUACCAGUUUGGAGGUAAGCUCAGUAUGGUUUUAUUAAUUAAG
This is a messenger RNA of Symsagittifera roscoffensis, 2608 nucleotides long. Its product is annotated as calpain-1 catalytic subunit-like. Gene Ontology annotation, cellular component: cytoplasm. The record is from RefSeq and is a predicted model, not a curated record. Gene Ontology annotation, molecular function: calcium-dependent cysteine-type endopeptidase activity. Gene Ontology annotation, biological process: proteolysis. The transcript is spliced from 13 exons. NCBI's taxonomy places the organism in Eukaryota, Metazoa, Xenacoelomorpha, Acoela, Convolutidae. The coding region runs from base 248 to 2431 and encodes 727 amino acids.